Messenger RNA from Canis lupus familiaris (dog), 2122 nucleotides. RefSeq names its product doublesex- and mab-3-related transcription factor C2. The coding region runs from base 961 to 1728 and encodes 255 amino acids. Gene Ontology annotation, cellular component: nucleus. The transcript is spliced from 6 exons. Lineage: Eukaryota; Metazoa; Chordata; Mammalia; Carnivora; Canidae. Gene Ontology annotation, molecular function: sequence-specific DNA binding. Gene Ontology annotation, biological process: regulation of DNA-templated transcription. The record is from RefSeq and is a predicted model, not a curated record.
GGAGAAAAAAAAAACAGUGAAACAGCAAACAUAUUUUAUUAUGGAAAUGUUGGCAGCAUUCUAUUUAAUACGAGGGAAAACUCAGGUCCAAUUUCGUCAUGUCUCUUCAGCCUUGUGUGGAGGCCCGAGCUAGCCGGUAGAGGCUUGAGAAACCUGUACAUUGAUUACUGUGCUUCUGUAACUCACAGAUUCGUGAAAAACAGCAGAAUGUCUAAAGACAAAUUAUUAGAUAUCGCAGAGUAUUUAGCAGGGUGGCUGACUUUAAGGUCGAUAUAGUUUUUAAACAGUCAAAUGGAUUCCUAUAAGUUAGAUACAAUCAGAAAAUGCCAUUUUAAACAGGUAUCAAGUACAAGAGCAACAACACUCUAGAAUAUCUUGGGAUAAAUGCAAGAAAGGAUGUACAAGAUCUGAAUGUACAAAAGAUAAAACUAAACACUAAACUGAAAGGUUAAAACGUUAAGGAAAACCUACCUAACUGGAGAGACAUGCCAUGUUGGUGACUAGGAGGGCUGGGUGUCCUGAAGAUAGUCAAUUGUCCCCUAGCUCAUCCACAGAUUUAAAGAAAAUGCAACCCCAAACCGUUACAAAUGAGCUUUCAAGGAACGUGGCAUGCUGAUUCUGACGUUUAUACUGGAAGGGAAGAAUAAGGAAGAUAUGCUUGAAGAUUACGAAUAAGAUGUGGGGACUUGCCCAACCAUAGAUCAGGAUGUCAUAUCAAGAGGUAAAAACUAAGAUGGUGUAGUACUGGCACAGUUAUAGACAAAUUUAUCUGUGGAACAGAAGAGGGAGCUCAGACACGGAGACACGCAAAGAUGGAACAAAAUGACUCAGGCACCGCCAAAUGUACCCUGGGGGUACAGAAUCCCCCCACACCACCCGGGACCCCGCCGCCCAUUGACAAUCCCUGACAGGGGAGUAUGGAUGAAUCUUAAAAACACACGGUGAAUUUUGUAAAGAACCAUGGAUCCCAAUGAGAUGCCUGCUGUGCCCUGCUGCCCCUCAGACUCCCCCACUGGUCUUGAGACCGGAGCCCCAUGGGGGAUUGAACUUGGCCCCAAAAGAGCUGUAAGUCGCUGUGUCCACUGCUACAACCACGGCUUCACUGAGCAAAUCAAGGACCAGGAGCACUUCUGCCCCUUCCAGGCCUGCGAUUGUCACAAGUGUGCCUUUUUCUCGGAGCACCGCAGUGUCUUGCCUGCUGAGAGUGCCUUGAACAAGGAGCAGGGGGCACACCUAAAGAGGCAUCUGGCUCAAGGACUGACAAGGAGUGGGGCCUCCCUUCCCAAAGCUCACGGCCAUGUCACAAAGUUGACCAUUCAAGCAGGAGUCAUCAGCAAGCACCCAAGGAGCUCUGCUGACUGGUCAGGCCCCAAAACCUUUGUCUCCAUCUUGGACUCCAGCAGCCUUGAGGAUGCAACUAACAAUUUCUGUUUCGAGGAAGACCCACAGGAUCCCUGCCCUGCGCAGCCUGCUCCUGAAGCCUCUGACCAGGACUUGGUUUCUGCCUCAGAGUGGCAGCGGAAGCUGGAAGCAGCCGAGGCUCUGCUGAUUCUGAGAGACUCUACCCAGGAGUCUUCUGGCUCCAUCUUCCUGCUACAGCCCUGCGUGGCAGCAGCUCCUGCUGGAGAUACAGGACUCCAGCCUCCUAGCCCCUCUCUGAGACCCAGGCCAGCCACCACUAUUUCUCUGCCUAUUGGACAUCUGGGGUGCAUCUCCCUCUUGAGCUAGAAGCCCAGAAGAGAAGGCCUCACUAGAGUACUGCUUAUUUAUGCAUUUGCAAAGUGUUUAAUGUCCAGUAUGCUUAACAUGUUUUUUUUUUUUAACCUGCAGGUUCUUUUACAGGCUUUUUCAGGCCCUUUUUAUUAUAGGGGGCAAUUUUUGGCUGAGGGUGGAUAUUCUUGUACCGCCAUCCCUUACUGCCUUGGAUUCUGGGGCCUUUUUAUGUCUCUUAGAAAAACAUGGUUGUGCGACUGAAGCUGAUCAUUCUCUCAAUAGGGUUCUGUGAAAGGUCAUUUGUUCAUAUCCAAGAGUUUUCAUUUGACUUGUGAUCGCAAACAUAGCCGUGCGCUUAUGUAUGUAUCCAUGCUUGUCAAAAUACAAGGACGUUUUCAUUCUGUGUCUA